Molecule: messenger RNA, 2649 nt
Organism: Phymastichus coffea
Lineage: Eukaryota; Metazoa; Arthropoda; Insecta; Hymenoptera; Eulophidae
Exons: 6
Coding region: 396-1823 (475 amino acids)
Source: RefSeq, a predicted model, not a curated record
CGCGCCUGCAUGCCCAGUCGGCGACCGAGGCAGACGACGACAACGGUGACUCGGCGGUGCAACCCCGUCGCCAAACGCACGCCAGGCUGCACAGCUGAAUAAUAGAGCGACGAUUUCACGGCCUGACCUCGACCCCCCUAGCGCUCGGCCCAGUCUAAUUCGCCCGCUCGCAGCUGCACGCCGAGUCAUGGCCUACACGUCGACGGCCCUUGUCGUCAAGGUGAACGCCAGCAACAAGAGCAUCAGUCGAAGGAGCAAACCCGGCAGCGGCUUGUUAUCGGCGAUGACGGGGUAGAUGCCCAGCAGCCGUCAUCAUUUACCCAAGCGUAUUCGCGAUCCUCGGGUCACGCUCGGGGGGGCUUCAUCUGAACGUCAGCCAAGGUGAGGCGAGCGCGAUGAGCAGCAGUAGCAGCGGCGGCAGUGCGUCCGCGGCAGGAUCGGCGACGGCCUACGACUUCGUCGGCCUGCCGGGCAGCAGCAGCGGCAGCGGCGGCGGCAACGGCAUAGCCAGCAGCGCGGCGGCGGCGGCCGCGGUCACCCAGCAGAACCAAGGCAUGGCCGGACUGCUGAUAAUGCUGGCGGUGCUGUGCUUCAUCUUCGCCUACUGCUGCUGGGGCGCGCCGUUUUGCCGAUCGCUUUGCCGACGUUACUGCUGUUGCUGCUGCUGUCGCGCUUUGCUCAGCGACGACGCCACCACCGCCACCGAUUCGGAAUCCGGAGGUUUCGUUUCCACCUCCAAUGUCAGGUCGACUUCCCAGGCUGCUGCCGGCAGACGCAAUCAUACCGCUGAUCCGUCGAUGCUCAGCACGCCCACGAUUAUUCUAUUGCCCCACGGUAGGAUGCUGGUUGUCGAUGGCACGAUUUUUACGCAGCUGCAGGCUGAUAGUACCGGCUUGGAUUUCGUGGAGCUGGGCGAGAGCGUGAUGCGAGCGCAGAGAAACCCGAGCGGCGUCAAUUGUCGUCAGCUGCAAGCGAGCCAAGCGAGCAUCAUCGAGAUGGACGCGGAAACGCCGAGCAAAGACAGCAUGGGCUCGAUCGGAUGCUUUCCACCGCCUACCUACGAAAGUAUUUACGGCAAGGAGGAAACCGGCGACAUGCCACCCUCCUACUCCGAUAUUUUGUUACACAGGCUCGCGAACCUGCCAUUCGAAAUAGAAGACUACAGCCGCGACAGUAAGGAGGAAGCAGUAGAGAACCGCAGUUUGGAGAAUUGCCCGCACAUAAUUAGCAACCCAUUCUCUCAUCAUCACCGCCGUGCAGCUGCCAGCAGCAACGAGCGCAAUUAUUCCAGCCUGCCACGUAACCCAUCAGUACAGUGUAAUCCUCUUGACGUUUACUUCGUCGACAACGAGCUCGCUGCUCUACCCUCGUCCACCGCUGCGAGGAAUCAACGGCGCCGCAGCAGUGCCACUGCGCUUACGACUCAUAAUAACGUCAGCACUGUGGUUGUCAGGACGCGGAGGACAUCGUGCGGAGAUGAUCCGCCAACAAAUUCGAGGACCAACGAUACUCAACUUAGUCGAUCGGACAACUUCAUAGAUAGCCGACUGAGCGGCUCAUGGGAUGAAAUCUCAAGAGCUGCUAACGACACAGCCAGCAGCAACGAGGCAGAACAACAGCACUCGUUUAGAGUGAAUCCAAUUUACGGAAGAUCUCGAAGAUCUAUAACAACGAGUCUCGAUGAUGAUGCUGUCCAAUUACAUCGGUAUCCUGAAACAAGAUACAUCUCCGCCGAAGAGCCACAAAGCGAUGACAAUGCCGGCAACGACGACGAAGCAAAUCAUUUUAAAGUUCUGGCCGAUAUACGCGAAAGUCGCGUUUAAAGAAGCGCAAUCUUAAGACUGUAUUAUAGAGUUAUGUAUGGUGCUAUAAAUGUGUUGAUCCUUCGAGUAUACCUGUCAUUCCAACUAAGCAAGCGUGAUGUGAGUAAGCAAGUCAGUGUAUAGCUUUUUCACUGUUAAUUAUGAUCGAAUCCGAUACACUCCAGUUGCGAAUGUGACUUGUUUUUAUGUAAAUCAUUUUUUAAAGUUUUGUUUACGAAUAUUACAGUGAGAAUGGCAUUUAGAAGUUAUUUUUUAGUAAUAUACUUUUAUUUUAUCAUAAAUAACAACAGAAUAAACCUUUUAGUCAGAUCCGUCCAAAGAUUUGCAAAAAUUUUUGGAAUGCUCAGUGGAUGGUCUAUUUUAGCCUUAUUUUUUUAACGAUAUCAAUAUUAGCUCUAAGCAUGGAAUUACUUGAGCGAUUUGACCGCAAACGAACAAAGCGUGAAUAUAACUUACUGCAAAAAAAAAUCUGUUCAAAACUUAUAUGUCUGUGUUAAAUUUCUAAUGAAUACGAAAAUAAUAUCUCGUAACUUCUGAAAGAACUCGAAAAAAAAAUCUGUGGCACAAACAUGUUGUAGAAUAAGUAUGUAAAUGAUACUACUAUUUAUGUAAUACAAAUAUAUCUUUAUGUGCACUAUUGAUGUAAGUGAUAUAACUGAGCAUGAAAAGUCAGUUGAUGUAAAAUGAAGAAAAAAAUUUUAAAAGCAGUUACAUUUUUUUUAAUUUUAUUUACAUAAUUUUUUUAAUUAAAAAAAUCUAUAUUUACAGCUUUUAUCGAUAUACUCUAAAAUAAUUAGUAGAAAUUGAUCUUCUAUUAUACCAAUGU